Cornus florida is the source of this 414-nucleotide messenger RNA. Its product is annotated as transcription factor bHLH167-like. The transcript has 3 exons. Bases 1 to 414 code for a protein of 137 amino acids. Gene Ontology annotation, cellular component: RNA polymerase II transcription regulator complex. The record is from RefSeq and is a predicted model, not a curated record. Lineage: Eukaryota; Viridiplantae; Streptophyta; Magnoliopsida; Cornales; Cornaceae. Gene Ontology annotation, molecular function: DNA-binding transcription factor activity, RNA polymerase II-specific; RNA polymerase II transcription regulatory region sequence-specific DNA binding; protein dimerization activity. Gene Ontology annotation, biological process: regulation of transcription by RNA polymerase II.
AUGCAGCCCGGAAGCAGCUCACUUAAAACACGUAGAAAUGAAGUGGAGAAAAACCGAAGAAGAAAAAUGAAUCAUCUAAUUUCCAUCCUUUCCUCUCUCGUCUUUACUCAAAGAUCACAGGAAAGAGUGGCAUUACCUGUUUUGUUAGAGAAAGCAGGUGACCAUAUUAAAGGACUGAAGGAAAGCAUAGAACAACUGCAGAGAAGGAAGGAACAACUCAAGUUGACGGUACUUGCAGUUGAAGAAAUGGGAUCAACUUUGGAGGUGAAAUUGAUUGACAAAAAUUUCAUGUUGCAUGAACUUCUAACUGUUCUCGAGGAAGAAAAUGUUGAAGUUGUGAGUGCAAACUAUUCUAAUAUGGGCGACAAGAUCAUAUAUACAAGGCAACACUGUUCCAGCAAGUUCUAUCAGUGA